This is a messenger RNA of Saccostrea echinata, 1613 nucleotides long. RefSeq names its product pre-mRNA-splicing factor SYF2-like. Bases 16 to 708 code for a protein of 230 amino acids. Gene Ontology annotation, cellular component: Prp19 complex; post-mRNA release spliceosomal complex; catalytic step 2 spliceosome. The transcript is spliced from 7 exons. NCBI's taxonomy places the organism in Eukaryota, Metazoa, Mollusca, Bivalvia, Ostreida, Ostreidae. The record is from RefSeq and is a predicted model, not a curated record.
AUAUUGAAGAUAAACAUGUCGGAAAAGAAAGAGGAUGAACCUGGACCAUCAACAAGCAAGAGUAAAUUCAGUCGUCUCCAGCGGUUUAGGGACUUGGAAUUAAAGAUGAAUGAAGCGAGGAAGUUAAAUCACCAGGAAGUGGUGGAGGAAGACAAGAGGAACAAACUGCCGGCCAACUUUGAACAGAAACGAAAAAGAGUGGAGUGGGAGGAGGAACAAGAGAAAAAGAGAAAGGAAGCUGAAGAGGCGGGCGAGGAAUAUGACAGGGUGAAGUUACUGGAGGUCGGAGCUGAUGAAGCAGAGAGGUGGGAACGAAAGAAGAAAAAGAAAAAUCCUGAUCAGGGAUUCUCAGACUAUGAAUCUGCCACAUUUCGUCAAUAUCAGAGAUUAACAAAGGAAAUGAAACCAGACAUGAAUCAAUACAAGGAGCAGAGAGAAAAAGCAGGUGAAGAUUUUUAUGCCACACGUAAUACACUGGGACUAAAUCAAUGGAAGGACAAACCUGAGAAUGUUGAUAGAAUGGUAGAGGAUCUAGAAAAACAGAUAAAAAAGAGAGAAAAAUACAGUCGUCGCAGAACAUUUGAUGAAGAUGCUGACAUUGACUAUAUUAAUGAACGUAAUAUGAAAUUCAACAAGAAAUUGGAACGUUUCUAUGGAACAUACACAGCAGAAAUUAAACAGAACUUAGAGAGAGGAACAGCUGUGUAGCCAAAUAUCAAAUUUUAUAUAUAAAGAUGAUGAUGAGUUUCUUCCCUUGCUGGGUUUCAAUGGUUAUCAUGAUUCGGUAUAUUUUGUAUUUAUAUGUAUUUUAGCUGAUUCUCUCUGACUUUAUGUUAGGCUGGUAUCUUACAAUUAGAAAAUCACUGUUCUUUUCAUACUGAGUUAACCCAUUAUGUCAUAUUUUUUCUGAGGAAAGGUCAUUGCCAUAAUGCAUUGUAUUUCUUCCCCCCCCCCUUUUUUUUUGCGUGUAAAUAAUGUUUUUCAUCCAUGAUUUUCUGACAUUAAAAAAAAAAUCAGAUUUAUUUCUUUUUUUAAAUUUCAAUGUAUCAAGUUUCAUUCUAAGAGGAACAUAUAUAAAAUGCAUCUAUGUAAAAGGGUCUUUUUUUUUAAGAUCACAUUCUAUCUGUCUAAUUUUUUCAAGUAAUUAGAAGUACAGUGCAUUAACUGAUUUUCAUAUUUCGGUAAAUGACGGUUAGAUGAAUGACUUGCUGCAUAUUAAAAGAACAUUUUCAUAGGAUUUGCUCUUUCACAUAUGGACUUUGUUUUAAACAAGUUCUGAUUUUUAAAUACAUUUGAUAAAAUUAAAUGAAAUAGGAUGAAAGAUAAUAAUUAAAUCACUUGUUAAGAAAUACCAUAAUAUAGCUAGAUCUAUAUUUCACAUCAGGAAAACUGAAGAAAUUCCUUAUCCUUGAUACAGACAUCCUACAAAAUUUAAAUGGGGUAAAAGUUAACAAGAGUUACUUAUAGAAAGCUUAAUAGAGGUAUCUUUAAGAAGUUCUGUUAUAAAAAUAAGGACAUUACUUGUAACACCACAGGAGUUGGCAUACCUAUCAAUUUUACCGAAAUUUUCAGUAAACCUAAAAAAAAAAAAUACAAAAUACUAUAAUAAUAAC